AUGACCCAACCCGUCACGUUGAUUUACGCCGCGAACAAGGGGAAGAAACCGAUGCAGCCAAAAGUUCAUGCUUGCCCUAUUCCCUCUUGCUACACUUCUUUCAGCCGUGUUCCGGAUUUGAACCGGCACCUGAAGGGGGUUCAUCAUGGCAUCAAGGAGCACUUCUGCCGCGUCCCAGGAUGCGGUAAGUCCUUCGCACAGAAGACCGGCCUGAAGACCCAUAUGAACACUCACUCGGGGGACAAGCCCUACUGCUGCGGCUACUGCUCUCUUCGCUUCAGCGAUCCUUCCUCCGGCCAACGCCACAUCCGCGAUCUGCACUCCGGCAGAAAGUAUUUCUGCCCCUACUGCACCUCAGAGUCGGCUCGCAAAGGACCCUUCGCCAAGCAUAUGGAGAAGCACGUCGUGCUCCCUUGCGAAAAGGCUAAACGCGACGAAUACCUCGAGAAACUGUGGAUCAAGGUCACCGACUCUUCGCCCGAGAUUCUCAAGGAACUCCCGCAGUACACGGCUCCAGGUAUGGAGGGCAUUAAGAUGCGGUUCAAGAAGCGCACGAGGACCCUGCAUGAGACGAAGAGCAAGCAUGCUCACAUUCGCGUGUCUCGUUCGUCGAGUAGCAUGUCUAGUGAUCUCUACUCCAUCAAGCAGGAGGGAGAGAUCUCCCCUCCAAUGUCAUAUCUUCAAGCCCACAGUGCAACGCCCAGCUACACAGGGUCUCCACUUCUGUCGCAGGCCAGCACCCCCUCUAGCAGCACCCCCUCUUCUGUCACCACACCUUCAGUCACCUCGAACGCGCUCUACGCCAACCAAGGCUACGACUACUACCCGCAAGAUCCCCGCUCCUGCUACCCGACCUCGUCGAUGCAGUCCGAGAGCGUCGAUGUCAAGUUCACUUACGACCAGGGUGGAAGCCCCAUGGAUACCCUCUCGGCUCAGUGCUGGAUCUCUCAAGACGGGUUUGGAAGCUCGUACGGCACAACUUCCAUGGACUUGUCACCCCUCCCGCUCCCAGCCGGGACGUCGAACUUUUCGGCUGUUGAUCUUAGCGCUGCUCAGUCUAUGGUUGCGUUCCAGAGCUUCGGAUCCGCUGGUAGUCUGUCGCACCCCGCCUUUCCCGCCGCCCACACCGCCCACAGCCCUUCACCUCCGGUCGUCCAGGUCGCUGACAAUGUUUCCGCGUACGGGAACUGGCAUCCGCACGGGUACAACAUGUCCUCUCAAGAGACUGUGCUGCGGAUCUCGCGUUCUCAGGGUCGGUACCCCACCGUCUGA
Epithele typhae is the source of this 1272-nucleotide messenger RNA. RefSeq lists its product as uncharacterized. The record is from RefSeq and is a predicted model, not a curated record. Bases 1 to 1272 code for a protein of 423 amino acids. Lineage: Eukaryota; Fungi; Basidiomycota; Agaricomycetes; Polyporales; Epitheliaceae. The transcript is spliced from 8 exons.